Aphis gossypii (cotton aphid) is the source of this 1376-nucleotide messenger RNA. RefSeq lists its product as uncharacterized. Bases 134 to 1219 code for a protein of 361 amino acids. Lineage: Eukaryota; Metazoa; Arthropoda; Insecta; Hemiptera; Aphididae. The transcript has 8 exons. The record is from RefSeq and is a predicted model, not a curated record.
GUAGGCACUAUAUAAAUUUUAAUUUAAUAAAUUUUUUUUAAAAAAAAGACAUUAAUAAAUUAGUUAUUUUAAAUUCAGAAUUUUAUUCUAUCAGUAAUUUUUUGGUCUUGAAUUGAAGUAGAGCUUAUUUAUAAUGGGUAGUUCAACAAUCAUUUUGUUCUUUUUAUUUUUUUAUUUCUGCGGUGAACCGAUUGCAGCAAACAAUCCGACGGGUGCGGGAGACUGUGACUAUUCUAAAAAAGUAAUGUGCCAUAUCAAAGGAAACAUGCAGGCUAGUAGCCCAGAUUUAGUUAAUCUAGAACCUAAAGACAUACCACCUGAAUGUGAAGUUAUUGUUUAUGGCCGAGCUCGAAUCGACGAAAACUCUGUAUUAAAAGUGGAUGAAGAAUAUCUCAAAUCAUUGACAGAAUUGAAUAAGCCUGUGAUUGUGACACUCUCAAGAGGAAAAUUAUUCAGUGGAUGGGUUAAAGUAUUAACGCCUGAUGGUAAUACUAAAGAAACAAAUAUGUUAUGUGAAUUCGCAAAAAAACACAAAAUACAGGGAUACAUUCUGAAAUCUCUUACACCACAACCCAAUGAAAAAUACAAUGAGGACGUUGGAAAGUACAUUAUAUCUUAUUUAAAACAAUUAAAUUGUUGCCCUGAUUUGAUAAUCGGUGUCGCUGUUGAUCCACAUUUUUUAUCUGUACUUACUAAUGAACGCUUGUUAAAUUUUUGUGAAAUGAACGAUUUAGUGACCUUCUACUAUAUUCAAACGUUUCGAUUGAAUUAUUGUGAUCCUAAAUUGUAUAAUGGCUUGACACCAAUUGGAAAAAGUAAUCCAAAUGCUCCCAAAAAUCUCUUCAUAAUGGAAGAUGUAGUAACAUAUCUAAAGGAAUCAAAAAUAGAUUUUACAAAAGUAUCAUUUGUUGUUGAUAUUAUCCCAGAUGACAUCAAUGCAAAAGUUUUUAGUUCAUAUUCACAAGUGUGUAAGGGAAAAUUUGAUUGUUCAACAUGGUGUGUACAAACUACUAAAAAUUUAUAUGAUAAGGGGAAAUAUGUUAAAGACCUUCAAUGUGGAAUUAUGGUCAUGAUUUUAGAUCUCGAUGAUAUCCAGAACGACUGUGAAUGCGAUUCACCGUUUUUUGGAUUUAAGAACGUAAUUGCUGGCUUCACUGGUGGUUCACAUACACCAUGUCAGAAGUUUGACGUUCAAUCAAUGGGAUUUCCAUUUUAUUGAUUUUGAAAUUUAACCAAAUUUAAAAUAAUUUUUGACCAAUUGUAUUAUACAAGGAUUCAAAAUAUUAAGUUAGAGACAUUUUAUUUAUUGAUUAUGGUAGUGUUUUGAAUCUUAAAUAGAAAAUAUUAAAUUUUUAAGUAAAACACAAUAUUAUGUA